Molecule: messenger RNA, 11080 nt
Organism: Ceratotherium simum simum (southern white rhinoceros)
Lineage: Eukaryota; Metazoa; Chordata; Mammalia; Perissodactyla; Rhinocerotidae
Source: RefSeq, a predicted model, not a curated record
CCAUUUGUUGCAAGGUGGCUACUUUCUUAAGCAGGAUUGUUUUGGUGGCUGUUUUCAAAGCAGUUUGUUACCAUUUCAAAGGUCAAACAGAUAAUGAUUAAGUUGUGCAUCACUUAAGGGUAGAUUUUGACCUCUCAGAAGUUGAAGAGUACUGAAGAUCUAAGAUCAUUUACAUCCCUUAGGAAGAAAAAAAGAACAUCGCCUUCUAGGGCAAAGAAGAAAAAACUGAAAAGUUGCAGGAUGUUCUACAGGUCAAAGUACAUUUGCCUGGUUUGCCUUCUUCCAAGUCCCACACUGAGUUGGUUGGAGCGUCCUCCCUCUUACCCAACAGGCAGGAGGGUUGGUGAGGAACAUGUCCUCACCUUUUCUUUGGAGUUUGAUUAUUUUAUUGACAUUUGCUGAAUUAGAUGGUGAAGCUGGAGGACUUGAGCUGCAGAGACAAAAAAGAAGUUCUGAUCUCCAACAGCCUCGAAUGACUACAGAAAGGGGAAAUUUAGUGUUUCUUACUGGGUCUACUCAAAACAUUGAAUUUAGAAGUGGAUCCCUGGGAAAAAUUAAAUUAAAUGAUGAAGACCUUGAUGAAUGUUUGCAUCAGAUCCAGAAAAACAAAGAUGAUAUUACAGAUUUAAAAAGGAGUGCAAUUGAUCUGCCUCAAAAUAUUUCUAGUCAAAUCUAUCAGCUUAAUUCCACGCUUAUGGAUCUUGAGAGAAAAUUUCAAAGCUUACAGCAGACAGUUGACAAAAAGGUUUGCAGCAGCAAUCCCUGCCAAAAUGGUGGAACCUGCCUCAAUCUUCAUGAUUCCUUUUAUUGUAUCUGUCCCUCACAGUGGAAGGGUCCUCUGUGCUUAGAUGAUGUUAACGAAUGUGAGAUUUACUCGGGAACACCCUUCGGCUGCCAGAAUGGAGCCACAUGUAUAAAUACAGCAGGGAAUUACAGUUGUCACUGCUCACCUGAGACUUAUGGCCCCCAGUGUGCAUCCAAAUACAAUGACUGUGAGGAGGGCUCCACGGUGCUCUGCAUCCACGGCAUCUGUGAGGAUCUAGUCCGCGUGCAGGCUGGACAGCCCAAGUACAGCUGCAGCUGCGAUGCUGGGUGGACGUCGCUGGAGAACAGCUCGGCCUGCACGCUGGACAGAGACGAGUGCAGCCUCCAGCCUGAGCCUUGUUCAUCCCUUGUCCAGUGUUUCAACACUCCAGGCUCUUUCUAUUGUGGGGCCUGUCCAAUAGGCUGGCAAGGAAAUGGAUACUAUUGCGAAGAUAUUGAUGAAUGUGAGAUAAACAAUGGCGCUUGUUCUCUGGUUCCCCAUGUUGAGUGUGUGAAUACACUUGGAUCUUACCACUGUGAGGCCUGUCCGCCAGGGUACGAGGGCAAUGGAAGAGUGUGCACACUCAUAGACAUCUGCUUGGUCGAUAAUGGAGGCUGCCACACAGACGCGUCAUGCUCCUCAGUUCUAGGUUCCUUACCUCUCUGCACUUGUCUCCAGGGAUAUACUGGAAAUGGUUACGGGCCAAAUGGAUGUGUGCAACUCAGUAAUAUUUGCCUGAGUCACCCCUGUCUAAAUGGCCAAUGCAUUGAAACAGUCUCUGGUUAUCUUUGUGAGUGUGACUCAGGUUGGGCUGGUAUCAACUGCACGGAAAACAUCAAUGAGUGUCUGAGCAACCCGUGCCUGAAUGCGGGAGCUUGCGUCGACGGUAUUAAUGCUUUCAGUUGUGAAUGCACAAGUUUCUGGACUGGACUUCUCUGUGAGAUUCCCCAGCAAGUUUGUGGAGGGUCCCUGUCAGGGAUGAAUGGAAGCUUCGGCUAUAUGAGCCCUGAUGUUGGUUAUGUUCAUGACAUUAAUUGCUUCUGGGUUAUCCAAACUGAAGAGGGAAAGGUGCUUCGUAUCACUUUCACUUAUUUCCAGUUAGAAUCAGUGGAUAAUUGUCCAUAUGAGUUUCUUCAGAUUCAUGAUGGAGAUUCCUCGGCAGCAUUUCAACUUGGAAGAUUCUGUGGCUCCAGACCCCCUAAUGAACUUCUCAGUAGUGACAAUGCUCUCUAUUUUCAUUUCUAUUCUGAACAUUUAAGAAAUGAGAGAGGCUUUACAAUAAGAUGGGAAACACAGCAACCAGAGUGUGGAGGUGUAUUGACUGGUACUUAUGGUUCUAUUAAGUCUCCGGGAUAUCCUGGAAAUUAUCCCCCGGGAAGAGAUUGUAUCUGGAAAGUUAUAACCAGUCCUGACCUCCUGAUUAUAUUUACUUUUGGGACCUUGAGUCUGGAGCACCAUGAAGAUUGCAGCAAAGAUUAUCUUGAGAUUCGAGAUGGUCCUUUGUAUCAGGACCCUGUUCUUGGGAAAUUCUGCACCUCUCUCUCUGUCCCACCACUGCAGACUACAGGUCCCUUUGCCAGAAUUCAUUUCCAUUCUGACAACCAGACUAAUGACCAAGGCUUCCAUAUCACCUACUUAACAAUACCUUCGGAUCUGCAUUGUGGAGGGAACUACACAGACCCAGAGGGUCUUCUCUCUGCUGACUUGUCUGGACCUUUCACUCACAAUGGACAAUGUGUCUAUAUUAUAGAGCAACCCUUGGGAGAACAAAUAGAGGUCAACUUCACUUCCGUGGCACUGGAAGGCCAGAGUGGCUGUUCUCAGAGUUACAUUGAGGUUCGAGAUGAUGAAACAUUACUUGGAAAAGUCUGUGGCAAUGAAACCUUGUCUCACAUUAAAUCCAUUACUAAUAGUAUCUGGAUCAGGCUUAAAAUAGAUGCUUCUGUUGUAAGAGUUGGUUUCAGAGCUCUUUAUCAAGUUGCUUGUGGAGGAGAAUUAACUGGAGAAGGGGUCAUUCGCUCACCCUUUUAUCCUAACGUGUAUCCAGGAGAAAAGAUCUGCAGGUGGACCAUCCACCAACCUCAAAGCCAAGUAGUUCUUCUCAACUUCACUAGCUUUGAAAUUGGAAAUUCUGCCCACUGUGAUACAGAUUAUAUUGAGAUUGGUAGCAGUUCCAUUUUGGGUUCUCCUGAAAAUAAAAAAUAUUGUGGCACAGACAUACCUUCACUUAUAUCAUCCGUGUACAAUUUUCUUUAUGUCAUGUUUGUGAAAAGUUCUUCUACUGAAAAUCACGGUUUCAUGGCUAAAUUCAGUACUGAAGAUUUGGCAUGUGGACAAAUUCUUACAGAGUCAACAGGAAUCAUUCAAAGUCCCGGCCAUCCAAAUAUCUACCCCCAUGGUGUCAACUGUACCUGGUAUAUAUUAGUCCAACCUGGCUACCUGAUUCAUUUGACAUUCGAGAGCUUUCAUCUGGAGUUUCAUUACAACUGCACAAAUGACUAUCUGGAAAUUUAUGAUCCUGGAUCUGGGACAUUUCUCGGAAGAUAUUGUGGAAAAUCGAUCCCGCCCUCUCUGAUCAGCAGCACCAGCUCAUUGAUGCUCAUAUUUGUGGCUGACUCUGACCUCGCUUAUGAAGGCUUUUCAAUAAGCUAUGAAGCAAUCGAUGAAUCAGCAGCAUGCUUGGAAGACUAUACAAAUGAAUCUGGGACAUUGACUUCUCCAAACUUCCCCAGUAAUUACCCCAACAAUAGGAAAUGCAUUUAUAGGAUCACGGUGGCAACCAGCCAACAGAUUGCCUUGCAUUUCACAAACUUCUCCUUGGAGGAAGCCAUUGGUGGAGAAUGUAUAGCAGAUUUUGUGGAAAUCAGAGAUGGAGGCUAUGAAAAUUCACCAUCCGUGGGAAAAUACUGUGGCUCAGAGCUACCUCCAAGAAUCAUCUCUCACAGUAACAAACUGUGGUUAAAAUUUCAGAGUGACUUCUUUGACACAGGGCCUGGAUUUUCAGCUUACUGGGAUGGAUCAUUAACAGGUUGUGGGGGCAAUCUCACCACUCCCACUGGUACGUUCACAUCUCCCAACUACCCCAUGCCCUACUACCACAGCUCCGAAUGCUACUGGUGGCUGAAAGCUAGCCACGGCAGCCCAUUUGAACUGGAAUUUGAAGACUUCCACCUGGAGCCCCAUCCCAACUGCACUUUAGAUUAUCUGGCUGUAUAUGAUGGCUCAAGUACCAGCUCUCAUCUGCUAGCUCAGCUGUGUGGGGACGAGAUCCCGUCUCCCAUCCGUUCUAGUGGAGACAGCAUGUCUUUAAAACUGAGGACAGAUGAAGGUCAACAAGGAGGUGGCUUUCUGGCCACAUACAAGCAGAUUUUGGCGUUUGAAUUGGAAAGUCACACAGACUGCUCCACAGACUAUUUAGAGCUCUAUGAUGGCACACAGCGGAUAGGGCGCUACUGUGGAGCAGAUAUUCCGCCUCCGGGGAGCACCACAGGCUCCAAGCUCCAAGUGCUGUUCCAUACUGAUGGGGUUGGCCACCACGAGAAAGGAUUUCAGAUGCAGUGGUUCGUUCACGGUUGUGGUGGGGAGUUGUCCGGGGACACAGGCUCCUUCAGCAGCCCCGGGUACCCCAAUACCUAUCCGCCCAACAGGGAGUGCAUCUGGUACAUUAGCACCGCCGCGGGGAACAGCAUUCAGCUCACCAUCUACGACUUCGAUGUGGAGUAUCAUGCAAGCUGCAACUUCGACGUCCUGGAGGUCUAUGGAGGCCCUGAUUUCCACUCUCCCAGAAUAGCCCAGUUGUGUGCCCAAAGAUCAUGGGAGAAUCCCAUGCAGGUCUCCAGCACUGGAAAUGAGCUGGCAAUUCGAUUUAAGACCGACAGCUCCGUAAAUGGGAGAGGCUUCAACGUCUCAUGGCAAGCAGUCCCUGGAGGUUGUGGUGGGAUUUUCCAGGCUCCCAGUGGAGAGAUUCAUUCUCCAAAUUACCCCAGUGCUUCUAGAAGUAACACUGAGUGUUCCUGGGUCAUUCAGGUGGAAAGAAAUCACCGUGUUCUUUUGAACUUCACUGACUUUGACCUUGAACCUCAGGACUCUUGUAUUAUGGCAUAUGAUGGUUUAAGCUACACAGCUGCCCGCCUUGCCAGUGUGUGUGGAAGACAGCAACUCACUAACCCCAUCACCUCCACAGGAAACAGCCUCAUUGUGCGAUUUCAGUCUGGCUCUUCCAGACAGAGCAGGGGCUUCCGAGCUCGCUUCAGGCAAACCUGUGGAGGCUACAUCCUCACCGACUCAUUUGAUACUAUAUCCUCUCCAUUGUUCCCUGCCAAGUACCCAAACAAUCAGAACUGCAGCUGGAUAAUUCAAGCUCAGCCUCCAUUCAAUCAUAUUACCCUCUCCUUCAGUCACUUUGGCCUUGAAAGCAGCACAUCGUGUACAAAAGACUUUUUAGAAAUUUUGGAUGGCGGUUACGAUGACGCGCCCCUCCGAGGCCGCUAUUGUGGUACCUCCAUGCCCCAUCCCAUCACUUCCUUCAGCAAUGCCCUGACGCUGAGGUUCGUCUCUGAUUCUAGAGUGAAUUUUGACGGUUUCCGUGCUACAUACACUGCAUCAUCAUCAGCUUGUGGUGGAACCUUCUACAUGGCUGAAGGCACGGUCAACAGCCCUGGCUACCCGGAGGUUUAUCCCUCUAAUGUGGAAUGUGUCUGGAACAUUGUCAGUUCCCCUGGCAACCGGCUCCAACUGUCUUUUAUAACUUUCCAGUUGGAGGAUUCUCAGGACUGUAGCAGAGAUUUUGUGGAGAUCCGGGAAGGAAACAUCACUGGUCACUUGGUGGGACGAUACUGUGGACACGUCCUCCCCCUCAAUUAUUCGUCCAUUGUUGGGCAUAUCCUGUGGAUCAGAUUUGUCUCUGACGGCUCAGGCAGUGGCAUAGGCUUCCAGGCCACGUUUACUAACAUAUUUGGCAAUGAUAAUAUUGUGGGAACUCAUGGGAAAGUUGCCUCUCCCUUAUGGCCUGGAAAUUACCCCCACAACUCCAAUUACCAAUGGAUAGUAAAUGUGAACGAGUCUCAAGUUAUCCAUGGUAGCAUCUUAGAGAUGGACAUUGAAGCAGCAAGUUACUGCUAUUAUGACAAAUUAAGGAUUUAUGAUGGGCUUGGCGUUCAUUCCCGCCUAGUUGGAACUUACUGUGGUACCCAGACUCAAUCUUUUAGCUCCAGUAGAAAUUCUUUGACAUUUCAGUUUUCUUCUGACUUUUCAGUCUCAGGGAGAGGAUUCCUUCUGGAGUGGUUUGCAAUGAAUGUCUCUGCUGGACCUUUACCUACUAUCGCUACAGGUGCUUGUGGUGGGUUCCUGAGGACAGGAGAAGCGCCCGUCUUUCUUUUCUCCCCGGGCUGGCCCGGAAGCUACAGUGAUAGAGCUGACUGCACGUGGCUUAUUCAGGCUCCAGAUUCUACUGUGGAACUCAACAUCCUUUCCCUGGACAUUGAAGCUCAUAGAACGUGCAACUAUGAUAAACUUGUGAUAAGAGAUGGAGACAAUAACUUGGCCCAGCAGCUAGCAGUUCUCUGUGGCAGAGAGAUCCCUGGACCCAUUCGGUCUACUGGAGAGUACAUGCUAAUCCGGUUCACCUCCGACUUCAGUGUAACCGGAGCGGGCUUUAAUGCAUCCUUUCAUAAGAGUUGUGGUGGAUAUUUGCAUGCAGACAGGGGAAUUAUCACAUCACCUAGUUAUCCGGAGACCUACGCUCCCAACCUCAACUGCUCUUGGCGGGUCCUGGUCCAGAGUGGUCUGACGAUCGCCGUCCAUUUUGAACAGCCCUUCCAGAUCCCAAAUGGAGAUUCUUCUUGCAACCAAGGAGAUUACUUGGUGCUAAAAAAUGGACCAGAUAUCUAUUCUCCACCUUUGGGACCCCAUGGAGGAAAUGGUCAUUUUUGUGGCAGCCGUCCUUCAUCCACUCUCUUCACCUCAGAUAAUCAAAUGUUUGUUCAGUUUAUUUCUGAUAACAGUAACGGAGGGCAAGGAUUUAAGAUCAGAUACGAGGCAAAGAGUUUGGCCUGUGGGGGCAAUAUCUACAUCCAUGAUGCAGAUUCUGCUGGAUAUGUGACCUCUCCGAACCACCCCGACAAUUAUCCCCAGCACACUGACUGCAUUUGGCUCAUAGCUGCUCCUCCCGGGAAGCUCAUAAGGCUGCAGUUUGAAGAUCAAUUCAAUAUAGAAGUAACACCCAACUGUACAUCCAAUUACCUUGAGUUGCGAGAUGGAACUGAUUCAAAUGCACCAGUACUUUCCAAGUUUUGUGGGACAUCUUUGCCCAGCAGUCAGUCGUCCUCAGGAGAGGUGAUGUAUUUGAGAUUCCGGACUGACAACAGCCCAACUCAUGUGGGAUUCAAGGCCAAAUAUUCUAUAGCCCAGUGUGGGGGAAGAGUUACAGGGCAAAGUGGUGUCAUUGAAAGCAUCGGAUAUCCAACCCUUCCGUAUAGAGACAAUUUAUUCUGCCAGUGGCAUUUCCAGGGUCCCUCAGGACACUAUCUCACCAUCCAUUUUGAAGACUUUAACCUUCAGAAUUCCUCUGGCUGUGAAAAUGACUUUGUGGAGAUCUGGGAAAGCCAUACCUCAGGAAAUUUACUGGGCAGAUACUGUGGAAAUACCAUUCCCAACAACAUAGACACUUCUAGCAAUGUCGCUUUGGUCAGGUUUGUCACAGAUGGCUCUCUUACUGCCUCAGGAUUCAGACUACAUUUUCAAUCCAGUCUGGAAGAGUGUGGUGGGAAUCUACAGGGCCCUACUGGAACAUUUACUUCUCCCAACUACCCGAACCCAAAUCUUCAUGGCCGGAUCUGCGAGUGGAGAAUCAUUGGACAGGAAGGCAGGCAGAUCACCCUAACUCUUAACAACCUGAGGCUGGAAGCUCAUCCAUCCUGCAGCAGUGAGAGUGUGACAGUAUUCAAUGGUAUUAGAAGUAAUUCGCCCCAGCUAGAGAAACUGUGUAGUAGUGUGAAUGGAAGCGACCAGAUCAAGUCUUCAGGAAAUACUAUGAAAGUCAUUUAUUUCACUGAUGGAUCCAGGCCAUAUGGAGGCUUCACUGCUUCCUACACAUCCGCUGAAGAUGCAGUGUGUGGCGGGUCUCUUACAAAUUCCCGUGGAGGAAACUUGACUUCUCCUGGCUAUAAUGGGGUCAGCAAUUACUCAAGAAACCUAAACUGUGAAUGGACCCUCAGCAAUCCAAAUCAGGGAAAUUCGUCCAUCUACAUUCAUUUUGAGAAUUUUUACCUAGAAAGUCAUCAAGACUGUCAAUUUGAUGUCCUAGAGUUCCGAGUGGGUAAUGCUGGUGGGCCUCUGAUAUGGAGAUUUUGUGGACCUUCAAAACCUACAAUGCCGUUGGUUAUACCUUAUCCUCAGGUGUGGAUACACUUUGUCACCAAUGAACGUGAAGAACAUGUUGGAUUCCAUGCAGAGUAUUCCUUUACAAACUGUGGUGGGAUACAGACAGGUGAGAGUGGAGUGAUCACCAGCCCCAACUAUCCAGCCUCUUAUGACAGCCUGACCCACUGUUCCUGGUUGUUGGAAGCCCCACCAGCCCACACCAUCACUCUUACAUUUACUGACUUUGAUAUUGAAACCCACGCAACCUGUGCUUGGGACUCUGUGACUGUCAGGAAUGGUGGUUCUCCUGGAUCGCCCAUUAUAGGACAAUACUGUGGAAGUUCAAAUCCCAGGACAAUCCAGUCUGGUUCCAACCAGCUGGUGGUGAUUUUUAACUCCGACCACUCGGUGCAAAAUGGUGGAUUUUAUGCUACGUGGAGCACACAAACAUUAGGUUGUGGUGGAAUAUUUCAUUCAGAUAACGGUACACUCAGAUCCCCUCACUGGCCUCAGAAUUUUCCUGAGAACAGCAGGUGUUCCUGGACGGUCGUGACUCACGAAAGUCAACACUUGGAGAUCAGCUUUGACAACAACUUCCUAAUCCCCAGCGGUGAUGGACGGUGUCAGAACAGCUUUGUGAAGGUGUGGGCAGGAACAGAGGAGGCCAGCAAAGCCCUGUUAGUCACGAGCUGUGGGAACGUGUCUCCCGGCUCCAUCAUCACACCCGGAAAUGUGUUCACUGCCGUGUUCCAGUCUCAGGAGGCUCCAGCUCAGGGCUUCUCUGCAUCCUUUGUAAGCCGAUGUGGACGUAAUUUCACUAACCCUUCAGGUUACAUCGUUUCUCCAAACUACCCAAAGCAAUAUGACAACAACAUGAACUGCACCUACAUCAUAGAGGCUGAUCCCCUGUCCGUGGUCCUCUUGACUUUUGUGUCGUUCCAUUUGGAAGCUCGCUCAGCCGCCGCGGGAAGCUGUGUCAGUGACGGCGUGCACGUUAUCAGGGGUUCCAGCGUGGCUUCUACCCCUUUCGCCACCGUGUGUGGCGAUGAGAUCCUGUCUCCUGUCUCCGUCUCUGGUCCACUGCUGCUUAACUUCUACUCUAACGCGCACACCACGGACUUUGGAUUCAAGUUUUCCUACAGGAUAACCCCCUGUGGUGGUGUGUUCAACGUCUCCACGGGGAUCAUCAGGAGCCCUGCCUACUCAUACUCAGACUACCCUGACAAUAUGUACUGUCUGUAUACCAUCACCGUUAGAGAUGACAGAGUGGUUCAGCUCAAGUUCAGUGAUUUUGAUGUGGUUCCCUCCACCUUCUGCUCCCAAGAUUACCUGGCAAUUUAUGAUGGUUCUAACGUCAGCGAUUCUCUUCUUGGCAAAUUCUGUGGUUCCAAACUUCCACCAAAUGUUAAGAGCAGCAACAAUAGUAUGCUCCUGGUGUUCAAGACAAACUCAUUUCAAACAGCAAGAGGUUGGAAGGUAUCUUUCCAGCAGACACUGGGGCCUCGGCAGGGAUGUGGUGGUUAUCUGACAGGUUCAAAUUAUACCUUUGCCUCUCCUGAUUCUGAUAAGAAUGGAAGAUACGACAAGAGUUUAAACUGCAUAUGGUUCAUAACGGCACCUGUAAACAAAGUAAUUAAGCUCACCUUCAAUACAUUUGCUCUGGAGGCAGCAACUACUUUGCAAAGAUGCAUUUAUGACUAUGUAAAGUUGUAUGAUGGGGAUAGUGAAAAUGCCAAGUUGGCUGGAACAUACUGUGGUUCCAUCCUACCUGCUCCCUUUGUCUCUUCUGGUAACUUCCUUACCGUUCAAUUUGUCAGUGACAUAAGUUUGGAAAGGGAAGGAUUUAAUGCUACCUAUACCAUUGUGGACAUGCCUUGUGGUGGAACAUAUAACGCAACUUGGACCCCACAAAGUGUUUCAUCGCCCAAUUCAUCAAACCCAGAUGUCCCAUUUUCCACGUGUACUUGGGUCAUUGAAGCUCCUCCACAUCAGCAGGUCACAAUAACUGUGUGGGCUUUACAGCUGCUCUCGCAAGACUGCGACCAGAAUUACUUAGAGUUCCAGGACUCACCGGAGAGUAACGAAAAUCCAGGAAUUCAGUUCUGUGGCAGAAAUGCUUCCGCGGCACCCACGUUUUAUUCUUCUAUGAGAACUGCAAUUGUCAUUUUCAAAGCCGCAGUGUUUAACAGAAGCUCGAGAGUGGGUUUUACCUAUCAGAUUGCAGAUUGCAACAGAGAAUAUAACAAGGCAUUUGGCAAUCUGAAGAGUCCCGGAUGGCCGGAUAAUUAUAACAAUAACAUGGAUUGCACUAUUAUUCUCACAGCCCCACAGAACCACACAAUCUCCCUCUUCUUUCAUUCGUUUGGCAUCGAGUACUCAAGUGAAUGCAGACAUGAUUUCUUGGAGGUAAGAAAUGGGAGUGGUAGCAGUUCACCAUUGCUCGGCAUAUACUGUGGAACUCUGUUGCCAAAUCCGAUCUUCUCUCAGAAUAAUGAACUAUACCUACGAUUUAAGACUGACAGCGCAGUUUCCAGUCGUGGAUAUGAAAUCAUUUGGACCUCAUCACCCUCAGGCUGUGGUGGAACUCUCUACGGAGACAGCGGCUUGCUCACCAGCCCUGGCUAUCCGGGCACUUACCCAAACAACACUCACUGCGAAUGGGCCAUCAUUGCUCCUGCGAGAAGACCUGUCACCGUCAGCUUUUACUUUAUCAGCAUUGAUGACUCUGGAGACUGUGUCCAGAACUAUCUCAUACUCUAUGAUGGACCGGAUGCUAAUUUUCCAUCCUCUGGACCAUAUUGUGGUGCAGACACUAACAUAGCUCCCUUUGUGGCCUCCUCGAAUCGUGUCUUCAUAAAAUUUCAUGCUGAGUACGCAGCACGCCCAUCAGCAGUCCAGUUAACUUGGGACAGCUAA